AUCAUCAACAUUGAGAGCGUUGAAAGAAAGACAGUUCCGAUAGUCUUCAGUCUUGAGUUGUCGGCGGAGUGAGAACAGUAGCAACAAUACACGGCAAAAUACGUUUUUUUUAGCCGCCGAAAAGACAGUCGCAUGGAUUUAUUCAACUGGUCCGCCAUUGUUUGGGUGACGAAGGACGGCUGAAAACGACUCCCCUCCCUCUCACCUUCCUGACCCCUCCCCCUCCCCCUCCCCCUCACCCCCCCAUUGGCUGUGGUUUCCCAGAGGGCGGAGCUAAGUAUGGGGUAAGAGAGCUGAGAGGAGACACCAAGACGACAUAAGCUGAGGAGGCCCUCUAACCUGCAAAGGGAUGAUCGAUGACCGUAUCGGUAAAUUCACCCGUGUGGCAACACGUAAACAAACAACGAACGGUAAAGCAUGUGGGCACCGACUGGACUUCAUGGUGCAUCAGGUGCUGUCGGGGAAAGGACACUGUCAUGGCGCUGUUGUGGAGGAGGCUGAAGCUUGUGGUGACAGUGAUGAUGGUCAACCUCUUCAUCUUCAUCAUCAUCGCCCGACACAACAGUCAAGACAAAAAUGGUCAUAAGGUCCGCAUCCCCUCCAAACCGUUCUGGAACAAACUGGUUGCCAGCCCUGCUUACUGGAAUCACCAGCAGCAAAUUCUGGACCUUCACAACAAUCCCAUCCUGGGGGCAAACUACAGCGAUGCAGACUUGCCUUGGGCUAACGACACCAGCUUGACCUCUGACCCCUGCCAGCCUAACUCCAGGGUUACCACUCAGGUGAAAGACUACAACUCCCUACCGGCACGCUUCAAGGACUUCCUGAUUUACAUGCACUGCCGCUCCUACCCGAUCAUGGUGGACCAGCCUGAUGUCUGUAGGGAGCCGCCGUUCCUGCUCCUGGCUGUCAAGUCCCUGGCACCGCACUUUGACCGCCGCCAGGCCAUCCGUCAGUCCUGGGGAAAGGCUGGUGUUAUAGCCAAUCAGACGGUGGUUACUAUCUUCCUUCUCGGCAACGCCACAGCUGGGGACCACCACCCGGAUCUGUCCGAGAUGCUGCACUAUGAGAGCGUCCGUCAUAAAGACAUCAUCCAGUGGGAUUUCAGGGAUUCGUUCUUCAACCUGACUGUCAAAGAAGUUCUCUUCCUGGAGUGGAUUCAGACUCGUUGCACCAGUGCUCAGUUCAUCUUCAAAGGCGACGACGAUGUUUUUGUCAAUACCUACCGCAUCCUGGACUUCCUCAAGGGCCUCUCGGAGCCCAAAGCCAGGGACCUGUUUGUGGGUGACCUGAUAACCAACGCAGGGCCCCACCGAGACAAGAAGGUCAAAUACUUCAUCCCAGAGAGCAUGUACAUCGGGACGUACCCUCCAUAUGCAGGAGGUGGUGGGUACCUUUACUCUGGUGUCGUCGCUGCUCGUCUGCACAAUGUGUCACAACAUGUAGCGCUCUACCCGAUAGAUGAUGUCUACACGGGUAUGUGCCUUCGGAAGCUAGGGCUGGCCCCCGAGAAGCAUAAAGGCUUCAGGACCUUUAACAUAGAGGUGAAGUACAGGUCAAACCCCUGCGCCUACAAGAGUUUAAUGCUCGUUCACCCGAGGACCCCACAGGAGAUGAUACAGAUCUGGGCCUGGCUCAGCAGUCCUAACCUGAACUGCCAGUGAUGGCUCCGCAGCAGGCAGUUGUGACUGAAACGGCCCUAGAAAAGAAGACAUUUUUCAGGUUGUUCCCAAGAGGUCAAAGCGACAAAUAUUUAAUUGUGAACAGGGUCAUGACUUAAGAGUUGGCAGCUUUAAGUUAAGAUAUUAUUAUAAUGGUCAGUUGAAGAAGUUGAUGCAUUGUACCUCUAAAAAUGAGGGUGUGUUGUUAACUAUUUUUCAAAAUGGCCACCAUAGUAUUUUGACUUGAUGUCAGACUUCCGUAGACAAGCUAUCCCUGCUUUACUGUCGAUGGAGCUCCACCCAAAGUGACCAUGUCUUUCUCUGCGUGCACAUAUUUAUAUCAAAACUAUUUAUAUGGCCUUAUUAAUGCUUUAACACUGUUUCAGCUCCGUGUUGGAGCGUCUCAAUGCUGUAUUAUAUAAAUAAGGAGACUAAGAACUGUCUACCUGGAACUCUGUGUUUGGUCAAGGGAAGAGAUACUGUCUUUAUUGGCAGUGGUGAAAAGAACAAUCGUUUUCAGCAACUUUCAAAAGUAAAUAAACAAGUGAAGUUCUUAAACUUCACGCCAUGUUGCUGCUAGCUUUAAAAGAGUUUCCCGGUAAACACUUUCUAGUAAUUGUUGCUGGAGGCUUAGUUCGUGCUGCUAUUCCCAUCCACACUCCCUAAGGUAUUUACUUGUAAAUAGCUCAAUUUAAACUAAACCAGUUUUUCCUCAUAGAAAAACUCAUACUGUCAGAACUUCACAAACCAUUUAUUCAUUUUUUAAAAGUAGUUUUGAUUUAUGUUAAAUUCAUCAUUGUUACUCUUCAUUUUAUUGACAAUAGUUCCUUUGUGUUUACCUUGUAGAUAAAUCAUGUUACGACAAAACUCUCUCAAAUUGUCCGUAGAGCUUCAAAAUGGGGUGUUUGGUGGAGUGAAUACACACUUUGCUUUCAGGAAACAGGAAUGUGAGUCCAGCUCUGUACAGCUCAGCAGGUCUGGGCUUGUUUCGACAUGGAUGGAGAAAUCAAAAUGCUGUCAAAUUCUGCUUCAGGUUCACACUUUACACGAAAGGAUAAAGCGCUUAUAUGAACCCUAAGUGCAUUUUCAGAUGUUAUUUCAAGCUGCCAGCGUAGAGCUUCUGUCUGAAAUACUCGCUGUAACUUGCCUCAUGAGUGUCUGCAGCUGUUGUGCGGAAAUGUUGAAUGCUGUUAAAUGUUGUUUUACUGUGAUGUCAGUGAAUCAAAAGUGCUUUAAAACAGGUUGAUUAUGGUGGAAAAUCACGUGUAAGCUAACUAAGAUUUUGUUACUUGACAAAUUGUCUCUGCAAUGUUCACUGAUCAUUUUGAAGGCUUCAUUUCAAAAUGUUACAUAUCUGUUUAUGGAGGAAAUUAUUUCUUUUGUCUUUGUUUUACCUUCUUUUCAGGACUUUGUUGGUGGUGAUU
This is a messenger RNA of Sander lucioperca (pikeperch), 3085 nucleotides long. It is a transcript of the gene b3gnt2b, whose product is annotated as UDP-GlcNAc:betaGal beta-1,3-N-acetylglucosaminyltransferase 2b. Gene Ontology annotation, molecular function: hexosyltransferase activity. The transcript has 4 exons. Bases 357 to 1664 code for a protein of 435 amino acids. The record is from RefSeq and is a predicted model, not a curated record. Gene Ontology annotation, cellular component: membrane. NCBI's taxonomy places the organism in Eukaryota, Metazoa, Chordata, Actinopteri, Perciformes, Percidae.